This is a messenger RNA of Arabidopsis thaliana (thale cress), 1154 nucleotides long. Its product is annotated as Nuclear transport factor 2 (NTF2) family protein. The transcript has 3 exons. The record is from RefSeq and is marked reviewed. Lineage: Eukaryota; Viridiplantae; Streptophyta; Magnoliopsida; Brassicales; Brassicaceae. The coding region runs from base 47 to 736 and encodes 229 amino acids.
GUCGCAUCUCCUAAAUCAAUCAAUCACACAAAAUUGAAUCCUAAAAAUGGUAGCUUCUCUUUCCUUUCAUUCCAUCGCCACCGUUAAUCCAAUCUUCUCCGGCGAUGGUGGUCGUUCAAUCUUCCGGACUAAUCGCCGAUUCGAAGCAACUGGAGUGAGUUGCCGAGGACAGAAUCCUACUGACGAGCCACAGACAAGUAAAGGACCCGAGCCGGAUAAUGUUCUACUCAAAAUCGCUUGGUACGGAUCUGAGCUACUCGGAAUAGCUGCUUCUGUUUUCCGAUCUCCGGAGACUUCUCCGAUUGUGACAGGCUUUGAGGUUCCUGUUGAUUGUUCUGGUCGAGCCGUUCGUGUAGCUGUCGUGGACUCGAUUAAACAAGACUUUAAACGAUCCUACUUCGUCACAGGUAAUUUGACGCCGGAGGUUUAUGAGGAGAAGUGUGAAUUCGCUGAUCCGGCUGGAUCCUUCAAGGGUCUUGCUCGUUUCAAAAGGAAUUGCACUAAUUUCGGAAGCCUUAUCGAGAAAUCCAAUAUGAAGCUCAUGAAAUGGGAGAAUUUUGAGGUACGGUCAACUACUAAAAGAUGUCGGAGUAAAAGUUUCGUUUUUUGUUUCUCACCAGAGCUCCAUCAUGAGUUUUGCAGGAUAAAGGAAUUGGACAUUGGAAAUUUAGCUGUGUCAUGUCGUUUCCAUGGAAACCCAUUCUUUCAGGUAUUUAUUUUAUCAAGGAAACCUUAAAAGUUUUCAGAUUUUUGUAGCCUUUUUAGGAUAAAGUUUGCAACUUUAAUAGCUUCAAUGAUUAGUAAUGAAGACAAAAAGAACAAAACUUUUACUAUGUCUUUUUAUGGAAAUCUGUUUUUACAGCAACUGGUUACACGGAGUAUUAUUUCGACACAGAAUCCGGGAAAAUUUGCAGGCACGUGGAGCAUUGGAAUGUCCCUAAGAUUGCUCUGUUCAAACAACUUCUGAGACCCAGCCGUGGUUUAGUGGGGACACAAAACUAGCGCAGAUGAAGAAUGAUGUCAAUUUCAAAUUAGAUUUUUUUAACCGUAAAUAUAUGAAACUUGCUUCUGAAACUAAUAUGGGAUACUCUGCUCUUAGAGAUCUGUAAUGAAUCUAUUCAAGAUGACACAUAUAAACAUACUAUCACUGUCGC